This is a messenger RNA of Seriola aureovittata, 3075 nucleotides long. RefSeq names its product tetraspanin-5. Gene Ontology annotation, biological process: protein maturation; regulation of vascular endothelial growth factor signaling pathway; protein localization to plasma membrane. Bases 346 to 1164 code for a protein of 272 amino acids. Gene Ontology annotation, cellular component: membrane. The record is from RefSeq and is a predicted model, not a curated record. The transcript has 10 exons. Lineage: Eukaryota; Metazoa; Chordata; Actinopteri; Carangiformes; Carangidae.
CACACGUCAAUCAAAUAACAGCCAUGUCUAGAUUAUGGGUCAGAUAGAAGACCAUCGGUUUCAAUCUGUUUGACUUCAGCGGAUUUAUUUCACCGUUUCACCUUUGGAGGUCUUAACUUGGAUAAAGUGACACUGACAGAAAACGCGCUUCCGUGUUGCUUCAUCUGCGCCUUUUGUCAGCGGAGAUACAACAUCAUGUUUGCCAUUAGGCGCGGAAACAAUUGACGGCGCGUUUUGUCGAGCCUUAAAAAAUAAAAGGGUGUUUCUCACAACCAGGCUGUCAAGCACACAGAGGGACCAUAGAUGUGAUUCCUGUCCUCAGCGGGCGGCGUUUGAGACAGAAAAAUGAUGUCAGGAAAGCAUUUCAAGGCUCAUGAAGUGAGCUGCUGCAUCAAGUAUUUCAUCUUCGGAUUCAACAUCAUAUUCUGGUUCCUCGGAGUGGCAUUCCUUGGCAUCGGGCUGUGGGCAUGGAGCGAAAAGGGUGUUCUCUCUAACCUCUCGUCCAUCACGGACCUCGGGGGUUUCGACCCCGUCUGGCUCUUCCUUGUGGUGGGUGGUGUCAUGUUCAUCCUUGGAUUCGCUGGUUGCAUCGGAGCUCUGCGAGAAAACUCUUUCCUGCUCAAGUUUUUCUCAGUUUUCCUGGGUAUCAUCUUCUUCCUGGAGCUGACUGCAGGAGUCCUGGCCUUUGUCUUCAAAGACUGGAUCAAGGACCAGCUCAACUUUUUUAUUAACAACAACAUUCGGGCGUACAGGGACGACAUUGACCUGCAGAACCUGAUAGACUUCACCCAGGAAUAUUGGGAGUGUUGUGGAGCUUUUGGAGCUGAUGACUGGAAUUUGAACAUCUACUUCAACUGCACUGAUUCGAACCCGAGUCGAGAGAAAUGCGGAGUACCCUUUUCUUGCUGCACCAAAGAUCCAGCGGAGGAUGUCAUCAACACUCAGUGUGGAUACGACAUCCGAGCAAAAACGGACUCAGAGCAGCGGACUUUCAUCUAUAUCAAAGGCUGCGUCCCUCAGUUUGAGAAGUGGCUCCAGGACAACCUGACAGUGGUGGCAGGCAUCUUUAUUGGGAUUGCAUUACUACAGAUCUUUGGCAUCUGUUUAGCGCAGAAUCUCGUGAGUGACAUUGAAGCCGUGAGAGAGAGUUGUUUGUUUACCUAAGACCUCCACAGAGUCUCCAAAAGCAAGACGGAUGUACCAGGACUCUGCAGUUGGGAUACCAGCAAUGAAGGGAAAUAAAUUAAUCAGCUAAAGUGUCCAGAACCAAGAGUCUCAUUCAUGUGUACAUAAUAAAUUUAGAGUUAUUUUUUAGAGUUAUUCAUGGCCCUAUUUUUAAAUGAAGAACAACCUUUGAAAUGUACUGUAGCUCUCAUACAAUACAAACGAAACAAAUGCAGUAUAGGCAGGUAUGAUGGUAAAGUGGCUCACAAGAUAACACCCAGUUUAGCCUGUAACGAUGGAGGAGCGGGUUAUAACUUAUGAGCAGGACACAAUGAAGGUAGAUUUGUUGUUUUCUCUGAGGUAGCACUUCAUUUCUAAAAGGGCCUUGGUUUUAUAAGUCUCACAGCUGCAGUUUUUAACACUGCGUGUAAGGGUGGUGUACAAAGCUGAAGUGAUUCUGGAAAUGCACUGCAUGCCUAUUGUCUACUGAUAGGACAUUGGCUCUCCUAACUGUAUUUCAUUAAUGUUAAGUAUUUUAAAAUAUUUGUAAAAUAGUCACUAGUUUAGAGUGAAUUGGCUGGUUAGCACUUUGUUGAAUGUUUAAUGAGAUCUACUUAAAGCUACAGAGAAUUAACUUUAAAUUUAUUUCCAUAUGCGAGAUGAUCACACUCAUAUCACACAGAUGCAUACAGUUUGUGAGCAGAGUUUUGUGGGGCUGAGGUGGAUAUAGUAUUAUCAUGAAGGCAAAUCAUGGAUGUAUUAGGUUUGUAAAGUUGCAGUUUGUAUGAGUUUGGCAUUGACUUUAAAGAAAUCUCGAAACAUACUGAAAGAAACCCGAAGAUGUGGCAUGUAAAUCAAAAAAACAAACAAAACAAACUCAGCCUUAAGCACUUUAAUCUUCAUGUAAGAGAGAUGAAGCUCAUUGCAGCCACUUAGCUUUUGUCACAAUUGACUGUUACUUAAGUCAAGCAGCAGCCACUGGAGGGGGCACUUUCCUUAAAAAAAACAAACAAAAAAACAAACAAAAAAAAACAAAAACUUAGAAACUGUAUCUGUAACUUCAUGGUGCUCCAGAAUUGUCAGAUUCAUCUUGAAUUUGUCCAAAAAAAAGUCUGUUGUGCCGUUCCUUGCACAUUACCUUUUACAGUUAUUGUCAGUCAGUGUUCAUUCAUUCACUUUCCUCCUUUUGAACAGUUGCCAAUGUGUUUCUUUGAUGAAAUCUGGCUAACUGAUGAUAUACCUUUUGUUGUUUGCUUUUGUUUUUUAUUUUUUUCCUGUUUUGAUCUGUAAGUUUUCACUGGAAAAUUAGGAUACAAGCCAUUUUCAAGGCUCAUAAUGAAAGGCAAUGCUGGUACCUCCUGGUGGCACUUCACUGACUUUAUAGCCUACAUACAUAUUGUACUUGAAAUCAGAGCACACCGGCUCUCUCACCAGCAUUAUGUUUAAUGCAAACAUGGGAACUAAGAUACAAUUUAUAGGUUUUUUAUUUCUAGAUAUAACCUGGAUGCAUAUAAUUCACAGGCAACCUGUAACAGAACAGCAUAGCAUGGAAGUAAAAGCAGCCUUUUAAUAUAAAAUCAAAGUGAACCUGCAGCAGGUUACACAGAGCUUUUCCUUUGCGGUUUACACAAAGGAUGUUAAACAAUAUACAGUGUCUGCAGUUUGAAAUCUUAUUAUAAAUGUAUAAAAUGGCCACGGUGUCAAAUAUCCUUUUUUUCCCUCCCAAAGGUUCAUAUGAUUGUUGGUGUUUACUGAUCACACACUUUCUUACCACUCAGUGCCAUACUUGUAAUUUCUACAUACUCCUUAUUAUAACUCUUCUCUUGUUUCAUGUGUACUCCUGAUUCUUGUAAAUAACUGGAUCGUGACAAGUUGUAAAUAUAUAUCUUAAUAAAUGUGUUUCUUUGUAAA